This is a messenger RNA of Ceraceosorus guamensis, 1389 nucleotides long. RefSeq lists its product as hypothetical. Lineage: Eukaryota; Fungi; Basidiomycota; Exobasidiomycetes; Ceraceosorales; Ceraceosoraceae. Gene Ontology annotation, molecular function: ATP binding; four-way junction DNA binding; single-stranded DNA binding. Gene Ontology annotation, cellular component: Rad51B-Rad51C-Rad51D-XRCC2 complex; centrosome; replication fork. The record is from RefSeq and is a predicted model, not a curated record. Bases 1 to 1389 code for a protein of 462 amino acids. Gene Ontology annotation, biological process: reciprocal meiotic recombination; telomere maintenance; double-strand break repair via homologous recombination. The transcript has 6 exons.
AUGAACACUGGGGCCAAGCUAGCGACCUACGCGGACUUUGUGGCACCAUUGCUCGAUGUCUCGAUCUUCCCUAUAGUGGACAGCGACCUGCCAUUACCGCCCACGUACUACAGCGCACUUCAAAGGGCGGGCUACGAGCUAGAGACGGAAUUGCUCUUGACUCCCUUGUCCCAGGUGCAGUCAAAGCUGAAGCACGCCAGCAGCGGAGGUCGUCGAUCCAUCGCUGGCGCUCGCGUAGGCUCGAGCUCGAGCUCAGGCUCCGGCAAGUCCCUGUCAGCAAGGCAAAUCGAGAGCAUCGUGAAUGAAGCCGCCCACCACCUCGCCCCAAAAUCAAGGACUUGUGCUGCGGUGCUGCACUCAGAAGGGCACGAUUGGGAGCACGCAAAUCGAGCUGGGGAGAGUGAACAAGCAAGUCCCGAGGUUGGGACACAAGAGCAGGGCGGGAGCACCGCAGCUAGGGCAGGACUUGGUGCGGAUCACCUGAGCGUGGGAGACGACAUGCUGGACGACCUGCUUGGAGGUGGCGUUCGCUGCGGUAUGCUCACCGAAGUGGUGGGCGAAAGCUCCUCUGGGAAGACACAGCUGUUAUUGCAGCUUGCUGCGGCCACUGCAUUAGGUCUCCCUGACGGGUUUGGCGAGGCAGACUCUUCGGCCUUGUCAGGCGGAGUUGCGAUCAUGACGCCGAAUGGACGAGCUGGGGCGUACGCCAUCGUAAAACGAUUAUCAGAAAUAGGAGACGCUCUGAUGCGGCGGCAUCUUCGACGACGUGCAUAUCGCGCCAGAAAACGCCGCCGAUAUGACAGUCUGGAUCCGCCUGAUGACCCUCUCCAAUUCACCUUGCCUGGCCUGAUCGAGCGGCUCUCCAAAAGCCCGCCAAAUUCACGAAGGCCUCGACACUCACAAGCACCUCUCAAGCUGAUCAUUAUCGACGACCUUCCCGUUCUCCUCAGCGUCAACGAUGCUCUGUCCGCCUCAGCAGCCUCUGCAUCGAAAGGCAUGCGCGACAUCGUGACGCGUGCGCGAACUAUGAUAGAGCUCACAGAUCAGUUGAAAAGAGUUGCCCUCCUCGGCACACGAACGCCAUCAUUUCCUCAUCGAGCGUCGACGUCGGAUCCCCACCCUUUUGCACUAGCUGCAGGCAUUGCUGUGGUCGUCUCGAACCACGUCAUGGACGCAUUCGAAAAGGAGCGGGAAAUUGCUUUGAGCGCCUGCGUAGCCCACGAAGCAUCGCAAGCCGGUGAAUCAGUCUGCACCUUACUCGGGUCUUCUGGCUACAUCUGGCCGGUUGAGGCGCGCUUUGCAGCGGCAGACAGCGCAGAAUGCUGUGGUCAAAAGUGCUCAGAUGGAUCGACCAUCCGCUUCAUGCACUUCCUACAUGGACGAGAAUGA